AUGACCGCUGGUAGGAAGCUUGCUGGCAAAGUGUGUAUAGUGACUGGGGCAACUCGAGGGAUAGGGAAGGGAAUCGCUCUACAGCUGGGUGAGGCUGGAGCUACUGUAUAUAUGACCGCUGGUAGGAAGCUUGCUGGCAAAGUGUGUAUAGUGACUGGGGCAACUCGAGGGAUAGGGAAGGGAAUCGCUCUACAGCUGGGUGAGGCUGGAGCUACUGUAUAUAUCACCGGGGUAGGGAUCGUCACAGCUCCACAGCUGGGUGAGGCUGGAGCUACUGUAUAUAUGACCGCUGGUAGGAAGCUUGCUGGCAAAGUGUGUAUAGUGACUGGGGCAACUCGAGGGAUAGGGAAGGGAAUAGCUCUACAGCUGGGUGAGGCUGGAGCUACUGUAUAUAUCACAGGUAGAACGUUAGUAGCUGCCAAAGACAAUAUAGCAGGGUCACUCACUGAAACUGCUAAACAGAUAGAAGAGAGGGGAGGGAAGUGUAUACCUGUACAAUGUGACCACACCAAGGAUGAAGAGAUACAGCAGCUGUUUGACAAAGUGAAGAGCGAACAGGAAGGCCAGUUGGACAUCCUCGUCAACAAUGCCUACAAUGCAGUCAAGGCUAUUUUUGACAAUUUGAAGGUGCCGUUUUGGGAACUCCCAAAGGAUAUGUGGGACACUGUCAACAAUGUGGGGCUCAGAAACCACUACCUGUGUACAGUCCAUGCUGCCAAGAUGAUGGUACCUAGGAGGCAGGGACUCAUUGUCAAUGUAUCGUCUGUCGGGGGACUAACCUAUCUCUUCAACGUGCCUUAUGGCAUUGGAAAGGAGGCUUGUGACAGAAUGGCUGCAGAUUGUGCAGUAGAGUUGAAGAAACACAACAUAGCCAUGAUCAGUUUGUGGCCUGGGGCAGUGAGAACGGAACGUAUCAACUUCUUCCUCGAACAAGGUUCCACUAAAAGUGGGGGAGAUGAUAUGAAAAGUGUAUUUGAAGAGGGAGAGACUAUAGAAUACUCUGGCAAAGCUGUGGUCGGUCUGGCGUCAGAUCCCAACAUCAUGAAGAAGACAGGAAAGAUCCAGCUGUCAGCUGACCUUGGAUAUGAGUAUGGGUUCAAGGACAUUGAUGGUCGAGAGAAGGUCUCUAUGAGGAAUCUGAAGCAAAUCCUGAUGCUCUCCCCUAACACACAGUGGAUAGGGAGGCUAACACCAGGGUUUAUAUACAUACCUAAAUGGAUAAUGUCUCUGGCAGGAAACAAGUUCUGAGAGGUGUACAGAACAGUGUUACUAUUGGUGCUAACAGUAUUAUCGAGAUGUGUGGAAUGUGCCAAACUGUUCAGUGUAUGAUAGAAGUAAAAGGGAUCAAUUUCAUUGUACAUGUACUCAUCUUAUUGACAACAUAAAGAUGUACUCAUCUUAUUGAUAACAUAAAGAUGUGGAGGUGUGCUGAUCUAAUGUGAUGAUAAUUACGCUUUAAUUAUAUUACCCUAGACCAUUAAUGGAUGAUAUCUUUUCCAACCAAUUUCAGACUUUCUAAAGCAUGAGUACUAUAUUUUUGUUUGUUUUUCACAAUCUAUGAUCCUUUUAUAGAAACUAAAUUACGAUCAUGAUCAAUUAAUUGAAUUAAAAACUUAAUUAUG
This is a messenger RNA of Mizuhopecten yessoensis (Yesso scallop), 1622 nucleotides long. RefSeq names its product dehydrogenase/reductase SDR family member 1-like. NCBI's taxonomy places the organism in Eukaryota, Metazoa, Mollusca, Bivalvia, Pectinida, Pectinidae. The transcript is spliced from 10 exons. The record is from RefSeq and is a predicted model, not a curated record. The coding region runs from base 1 to 1248 and encodes 415 amino acids.